CCUGUGUUAGCCCCUUCAAAGUUUCAGGUUCAACGUUCAUCGCGCACACAUACGAUAUACUAGUGCAUAUCAAGCAUGCGCACGACGUGAGACGAUUGCAAGCAGUGGCCUAGUUGACCGCGUCCGACGGCAAAGUUCGAUAAGCAUGGGUAUACUGUUGCACAGCCACGAUCUUCUGUAAGGAAUUUCUCGAGCUUGAAGGAGCCUUGACAGCUCCGAUCUUCCUUUCAUGCAGCUGUCAGCGGAUGACUGGCUAUGACUCGCCGACGAUAGUAGCCUAUUCGGUCCCUUUUUCACCGGUCUCACAAAAGCUAGAGGCUUUUUAUCUCCUUGAUCAGAGUUACCAUCCUCAACCCAGUCACAUCCUACGAUGCCCAAAGAAAUUGUGUUCACUGCUGACGCCGUCCCUCCCCUCGCUACAUUAUCUCAGGCCAUCAUAUCCAAAGGGUUUGUAUAUGUCUCAGGCAACGUUGGAUGUACAAACGAUUUCCUGAUCGUCGAGGGCGGAAUACAAGCGCAAACAUUUGCUGCACUUGAAAACUUGAGCAAGGUUCUCACGGCUGCGGGAUCGGGACUGCAACACGUCGUGAAAACGAACAUCUAUCUCGCAAAUAUGUCGAGGGAUUAUUCCGAGAUGAAUAAAGUGUACCAGUCCUUCUUCGAUGCCAAUGCGAUGCCCGCGAGGACGUGUGUCGGUGUAGCUUCUCUUCCGCUGGGCGCAAGUGUUGAGAUCGAAUGUGUGGCAGAAGUUCCAGACGCUUGAUAUCCAAAGUAACUGCUUGAAGAUAAUGCAAGAAAGUUGUACAGUAGUGCGCUCUACUUUUUGUGAUCCGUUGCAAGUCGAUUGCAAGUACUAUGUAAACUCUGCGCUUCUAUACUGAAUAUAUAGGCAAUACAUUAACUGCUGGCAAUCAGCAAAAUAACUAAAUAAAGGUCGAAAUCAAUACUUAUAUAAAGAAGAUACAAUUACCAUCAAGAUCGCAGAUCAUCGUCGGGAAUGGACUGCAUAA
This is a messenger RNA of Suillus clintonianus, 1010 nucleotides long. RefSeq names its product Endoribonuclease L-PSP. Gene Ontology annotation, cellular component: mitochondrion; cytosol. Gene Ontology annotation, molecular function: deaminase activity. NCBI's taxonomy places the organism in Eukaryota, Fungi, Basidiomycota, Agaricomycetes, Boletales, Suillaceae. The transcript is spliced from 4 exons. The coding region runs from base 371 to 763 and encodes 130 amino acids. The record is from RefSeq and is a predicted model, not a curated record.